GCAGUCGUUUUCGUUUCGUGGUCGUCGUAUUUUCGCAUUUGCAUCGCCCGAAAAAGUGGUUCCGGAUGGUAGUGACAUUAUCGUGAAAAUUCCCCGUGAAAUCCAUCUUUUCCGUGUAAACUGCUGCGAAAGCCCGUUCACUUCCCCUCUGGGAAGAUAAUAGUGUAUAUUUGGUGCGGAAGCAGGGGAUAAAUAGUGUGAAAAAUCGAAAGUGAAAAAGUUCCUAUUGCUCAUCGGAGAGUGAGGGAGCAGAAAAGGCCGAGCGCAACGAAAUUGCCGUGCCGAAGAAAAAAAAAGAAAGGAGGAUAGUAAAACGAACAGAAGGGAAAAGAAUUCCAACAACUAUGGACAGCCCCUGUGAAUCGGAAAGUUCCCUCGAUGGCGGAGCAAUGCUCCCUCCGAGCCCAGUGUCGCGGGAACAGCUACAGAAACGCAUCGAAAGUUUAACUCAACAGAAUAAAGUACUGAAGGUUGAACUGGAUACCUACAAAAUCAGGGUAAAGGUAAUUCAAGAAGAAAAUCGAGCAUUACGACAGGCAUCAGUUAUUAUUCAAGCGAAAGCCGAACAAGAGGAGGAAUACAUUUCGAACACGCUGCUAAAGAAAAUCCAAGCCCUCAAAAAAGAAAAGGAAACCCUGGCACAUCAUUACGAGCGCGAAGAGGAAUGUCUAACCAAUGAUUUGUCGCGCAAACUGGAUCAGCUGCGGCAAGAGAAAUGUAAACUGGAGCUUACCCUGGAGCAGGAGCAAGAAUGUCUAGUGAACAAACUGAUGCGAAAGAUCGAAAAACUCGAGGCCGAAACAUCGGCUAAGCAAAAUCAUCUGGAACAGUUGCGCCGCGAAAUGGUGGAGCUGGAGAACACGCUCGAGCAGGAGCAAGAAGCACUUGUCAACAAGCUUUGGAAGCGAAUGGACAAACUGGAAGCCGAGAAGCGCUCGCUACAGAUCAAACUGGACCAACCGGUGUCCGAUCCGACUAGUCCGAAAGAAAUUAACCACCGCAUCGAAAAUGGUAACGACACUGCUUCGCAGCUUACGGCUCACAUUCAAAAUCUACGAUCGGAGGUUGAUCAGUUGCGCACCAAUCUGGCAGCAGCGGCGAAGGAAAGCCAGGAGAAAUCUCAGCACUUUGCUCAAGAGGAGAAGUGUAUUCGCGACGAGAAUAAGCGAUUGCAGAGAAAGCUACAGCAAGAGGUGGAACGCCGCGAAGCUCUCUCUCGUCAUCUUUCCGAGUCAGAAUCUUCCCUCGAGUUCGAGGAGGAACGCUUGUUCAACGAAAAUGUGUCCGCGUUCGCUGCGGCGGGUAGCAGCAGCAGUAAUCGGCCCAUCAGCCCCGGGGGAUUGACCCGUUGUCACACAUGUGGUCAGCUUGUAAGCCGUCGUACCAGUGAACGAUUCAUCAAGCCCGCGAUUCCCAUCGGUUUGAACACGUCGGCACCGAAUAUGCUUCAUCACGCCAGCGCCGGACCGGCGUCUUGUCAGCCAGGGUCUGGGAGCGGCGUUCACUUCCCAUCGAUGUCCGCUGGUGCCGGUACUGCAGGAGGUGGAGGAGGCAUGAGUUCCCUCAAUAGUAGCAUCUCUUCGUCGUCGACGCAUAACACUAGCAGCAACAUUUCCUUCAGUGGAAACUCGUCCUUCGUACAGCCGGCCAGUCCAAUGGAUACCUCAAUGUGUAAGGACUAGAUAUGCCUCCCGAAUGCGGUUAAGUAGGAGGUGAAUACACAUCUAAUAUUAUUAAAUAAACAUGCUGAUACUAGAUAAAGACGAGAUGAAUCAUCUCCAGUGCGGCCAACAUGCUCGCAGGUAGGAAGUUAGAUUCCGAAAAUUAAUCAACAAGAUUGAUCGGGAUGUAAGCAGAAUGCUCCAAUUGUUACUGAUUUAUCAUUUUUAGCAUCCUAUUAUUUACGAAUAGUCAACCAACAUAACAUAUGAUAACACAUACGAACGAUUUAGAAAUCGCUACCUUCAUAGAACUUGCAUCGAUAGGAGUGGAAUGUAAUAUAGAAAAAGAUUAAGGAGUGAUCUGUUAGGUAUGGGCCCUUAAUUGAAGUGUGGAAUUCAGGAGGUCGAUUGCGUACGACAGAGAAGAAUAGAUUUGGUUAAUGCUUGUUAUUUGGGUGAGACCUCGUACUACAUAUAAAAGUGGACUGUUUUCUUUUAUAGGAUUUAUCCUACUAUUUGCACAGGACUAGUCCCUUUGAAGUGAAUUUUUUAUUAAUACAUCUGAUUAAUUAAAACAGGG
Armigeres subalbatus is the source of this 2241-nucleotide messenger RNA. Its product is annotated as coiled-coil domain-containing protein 6. The transcript is spliced from 5 exons. The coding region runs from base 345 to 1682 and encodes 445 amino acids. The record is from RefSeq and is a predicted model, not a curated record. Lineage: Eukaryota; Metazoa; Arthropoda; Insecta; Diptera; Culicidae.